This is a messenger RNA of Quercus lobata, 1393 nucleotides long. RefSeq lists its product as uncharacterized. Bases 374 to 1237 code for a protein of 287 amino acids. The transcript is spliced from 3 exons. Lineage: Eukaryota; Viridiplantae; Streptophyta; Magnoliopsida; Fagales; Fagaceae. The record is from RefSeq and is a predicted model, not a curated record.
CAGUCACACUCACUCGCUCUUUUUUCAAACUAAAAAAAUAGUCUCGGUGUCUCUCUCUCUCUCUCUCUCUCGCUUCAGUUCUGUUCAGGUUUAUAUUCUGCACCAAAUGCCUUCAGUUUAUCUCAAGAACAAGCAUGCAUCAAUCAUUUGGUGCAAUUUUAACUUCGUGAACCGGGGGAGGCUCUGGUGUUCUUGGAAGAUAUUGUUUCGGCAUUGGACUUGACUGAUUUCUUUUGUUACUGUGUCAAUUUUAGCUUCAUUCUCAUUGCAUUGUUGGGAAAAGGGAUUGGCUAUUUGUUGAUUAAGGUACAGCAGAUUACGAAUUAUUAUUCUUCACUCCUCGUGAGGAAAUUGGAUACUGCGAAUCAAAGUUAUGGAAUCAAGUAACUCCGGUUUGGAUUUUGAAUUCCCUGUCGAGGAAUCUACCAUUUACUCAGACUUGGGAGAUUUGGGCUACGCAGCUGGACCAAGUGAAGAUGGAUAUGAUUUGUCCACUGGUUCUCCGGACAAUUGUCUUUACAUGAGUGAUCUCGAGAAGCCUCUGAAUUUUGCUCCUGAAGCUGGUGAAUCUCAUCACAUUCCAAGUAAUGGCCUCUAUGCUGGAUACAAUGAUUAUACUGAUGCAGAGCUGUUUCCUAGCAAUCCUUGUGGUGCUGCUCAGCUCAUAUCUUUGUCAGAUCUAUCUGAUCCACUGCCACAGAGACCUUGUGGGUUUAUGAAUGUCAGUCAUAACGGAGCUAUUGAAGCCACAUUUCCUUUUGAUGCAUCUGAAAUUAUUGAAGAGUUGGGAGAUUUGGGCAAUACAUCUGGGCUUAGUCAUAACGAAACUUCUGAUGCAGCAUUUCCUUUUGAUGUUUCUGAAAUUAUUGAAGAGUUGGGAGAUCUAGGCUAUAAAUCUGGACUUAAUCAUAAUGGAACUGCUGACACUGCAUUUCCUUUUGAUGUAUCUGCAAUUAUUGAUGAGUUGGGAGAUCUGGGAAAUACAUCUGUACUUGUUCAUAAUGGAACUAUUGAAGCAGCAUCACCAUUUGAUGUAUCUGAAAUCUUAGAAGAGUGGGGAGAUCUUUGCAAUACCUCUGGACUUGGACAUAAUUUCUCCACUUGUUCUCUGGAUGAUUGUAUUAACAUAGAGGAUCUCGAGAAGCUACUGAAUUGCCUUGCUGAAGCUGAUGAAUCUCAACAAACGGUCUGUUCAACCAAGAAAGAUAGAAAAAGGAAAAGGAAAGAAAGAAAUUGAUAUUUACAAAGAAGUGCAGUAGCUCUAAAAUCCUUACGGUUUUGCCCAUACUUUUUUUUUUUUUUUUUUUUGAUCUAUUACAUACAAGAUCUUAUAAUUUUGUAUAUGGUGAAAAAGUUUCGAAUUUAUAACAAAUUUUGGUAGUAUUUAUCUUUA